Prorocentrum cordatum is the source of this 1032-nucleotide messenger RNA. NCBI's taxonomy places the organism in Eukaryota, Dinophyceae, Prorocentrales, Prorocentraceae. The record is from the annotation of a GenBank genome assembly.
AUGUCUCGCGCCCUUGCCGUCGGCACCGCUCUGCUGCUGUCGCCGCUGUCGGCGAUGGCGCUGCAGACCGAAGGCGACCAGGGUGCGAAGGGCCACGCCGACGGGGCGAGGGCCCACACCGCGGCCCACGGCCAUGGCGCGAAGGCCCACGCCGCGGCCCACGGCCACGGGGCGAAGGCGCACGGCGUGGCCCACGGCCACGGCGCCCAGAGCCACGCCCAGGCCCGCGGCGGCCAUCCGAAGAGCCAUGCUCUCAGCAGCGAGGCCAAGAUCCAGAAGCUGAAGAAGGACGCGCUCUUCAGCCCCUCGCACCACUUCACUGGCAAGGCCCAGACCGUCUCCGAGGGCUGCGACAGCUGGAAGGGGGAGGGGCUGCACUGCGAGACCGAGUUCCCCGAGCACGCUCUCGUGCGCGACUGGCUCCCCCCAGAUGCCGUGGUCAUGGAGUUCGGCGCGCGCUUCGGCACCACCAGCUGCGAGAUCGCGCGCAAGCUCAACAACAGCGGCAACGUGGUGGUCGUAGAGCCCGAUCUGAACGUGUGGGACGUCCUCGAGUCGAACCUGAAGUCGCACAACUGCAACGCCCACCUGCUCCGCGGUGCUGUCAGCUCAGUGGACCUUCACAUGGCUGCCAAGCUGAACGUGAAGCGCGGCUACUCCAACAGGGCGCUGCAGAAGGGCGGCGUGGUGGUACCUGGCUACAACCUCCACGAGGUGGAGUCGGCCCUCGGCAAGAAGGUGGACUCCCUGCUGAUCGACUGCGAGGGCUGCGCCCAGGACAUGAUGGACCAGCUGGGCCCCGUCAUCGAAAGCGGGCAGAUCAAGCUGCUACUCAUCGAGGGCGACAUGCCUGUGGGGGCGAAGGACUGCCACUCGCACUGCAUGGACUACAAGAAAUUCUUCGCCUACCUCGAGAAGCACGGCUUCAAGAUGGUCGACAAGUUCAACGACUGCGACAUUGAGCGCACUGGCGCCCCCAAGGGCAAGUGGUGUGGCAAGUGGAUUGACCACUUUGCCUUCCAGCGCAAGUGA